This is a messenger RNA of Prunus avium (sweet cherry), 1434 nucleotides long. RefSeq lists its product as uncharacterized. NCBI's taxonomy places the organism in Eukaryota, Viridiplantae, Streptophyta, Magnoliopsida, Rosales, Rosaceae. The record is from RefSeq and is a predicted model, not a curated record.
AUGCUAUAUGGGUAUGGGCUGUCAGCUUUCGAGCUAAACAAGCAAAAGGCAGUGCUUUAUGUCAUUUCAAUUCAUUCUCAACAGGCUCAAGAACAAGGCGUGCCGCGUGAUGAUGAAGACAGAGAGAAGAAUGAUAUUGAGAAAGCAAUUGAUCUUGAAAGCAAUUUAAUUAGUUCUACUGGCUGGUUCUUCCGUCUUGCUGAAGAUUUACCGCCACCAAAUGAAAAUCAAAAUGAUGUAAAUGAAAAUCAAAGUGAUGACAUAGAUGAAAAUGAGAAUGAAAGAGCAGAAAAUGAAAAUGCAAAUGCAAAUUAUUUAAACAUUUAUGAUCCAAGAGUUUGGGAUAAUCUUGAUGCUAAAAUGAGAGAUUUGCUUUUAGAAAAUGGGCCCCUAUUUAAAACAAUGCAAGCUAGAAGUCAAUUAGCAAGUGAAGGAUCCAGAGAUUGGAAACAUCUUGGUGACAAGCUUAAACAACAUGAAAACAGUAUUGAACACCUCACUAACUUAAGGUAUUGUGUUGAAUUGCAAAUCAGAUUGAAAACAAGUCAAACAAUUGAUAAAGAGUUACAAGAGCUAAUCAAGAAAGAUACACUACACUGGAAAAAUGUGAUUGUUAGAAUCAUUGUUGUGGUGAAAUGUCUUGCUACACAUAAUUUGGCAUUUCGUGGAACAAAUGAAAAAGUUUAUGACAAUGGCAAUGGUAUUGAGAAAAUAAGGAAAUUUGAAAUUGGAAUUCUACCAAAGGCUGCAAUACACUCUUCAGAUGGUUUAACUUUGAAAUCAUUGUCAACUACACGUUGGGAAAGUCACAUUGAUAGUGUCAAAGCAAUAAAAUCACAAGCUGCCCAAAUCAGAGAUGCUUUAUUUAAAUUAGCAGAAAUUAGUGAAGAUGCUAAAUUGAGUAGGGAUGCUCAAAGUUUAGCAUCGGGAGAGCUUUCAAGUUUUGACUUCAUAUUAAGCUUGGUUAUUUGGCAUAACAUAUUGCACAAGAUUAACUUAGUUAGUAAAAAAUUACAAUCUGAAGACAUGCGUCUUGAUGUUGCUGUAAAACAAUUAGAAGGACUUGUUGCAUUUUUUGAAAACUAUAGGAUAAAUGGGUUUAUUUCUGCCGUGAUUGAUGCUAAAGAAAUUGCAUUUGAUAUGGGAAUUGAGCCUGUAUUUCCUAAAAAACGUCAAAUGUGUAGAAAGAGGCAUUUUGAUGAGAUUUCCAAUAAUGAAAGGGAAGAACAAUCAGUUGAAGAAUCUUUUAGAGUUAAUUAUUUUCUUGUCAUAGUAGACAUUGCUCUUGGUGAAUUGAAGAGUAGGUUUGAACAAUUGCAUUGCUUUGAAUCUAUUUUUGGGUUCUUAUUUGAUGCUGCAAAGUUGACUUCAUUGGAUGCUAAUCAAUUGAAAGUUUCUUGCGUGAAUCUUGAAAAUGCUUUAAAAAAUUGGUGA